AUGUGCGAUAGCAUUGGAGAGGUUAACUGUUUCGACGCAACAUGUGUCGGUACCGCAUGCAUUAAACGUUCCGCUCUCAUUGAUGGAUUUCUACGAGUGCAAAAAAUGUGCCAACAAACAAGUGAACCAUUACUAGAAUACUGUGAAACAAGUGUUCUUUGGAAAGGAGGUACAGGUGCCGAAUGCAUUUGUCAAACUGAUUAUUGCAAUAACACCGGAAAAGGACCUAAAAACGAGAUUGUUUUAAUUAAAGAUUGUUCUCAAACUUUCAAACGGCAAAAGGAAGUCGAUAAAACUGCUCUGUAA
Messenger RNA from Cercopithifilaria johnstoni, 306 nucleotides. The record is from the annotation of a GenBank genome assembly. Lineage: Eukaryota; Metazoa; Nematoda; Chromadorea; Rhabditida; Onchocercidae.